This is a messenger RNA of Cercocebus atys (sooty mangabey), 802 nucleotides long. RefSeq names its product coiled-coil domain containing 179 (gene CCDC179). The transcript has 4 exons. The coding region runs from base 6 to 212 and encodes 68 amino acids. The record is from RefSeq and is a predicted model, not a curated record. NCBI's taxonomy places the organism in Eukaryota, Metazoa, Chordata, Mammalia, Primates, Cercopithecidae.
ACGGCAUGUGCCUGUACUGCUGGGACAUCGAGCCUUCCCAAGUCAGCCCUGAAGGACCAAGACAACAUCAUCCUUCAGAAGUCACUGAGCGGCAGCUUGCAAAUAAACGUAUUCAGAAUAUGCAAAACCUAAAGAAAGAGAAGAGGAGAUUGAAUAAAAGGUUUGCAAGGCCUUCUCCUAUUCCAGAACCAGGACUCCUAUGGUCAUCUUGAUAAAGCAGGAGUCUAUUUGAAGGAAACCAUGCUCCAGAUCAAAAUGUGUGGAUUGUGAACAUCAAGUGACAUAUCAUGAAUUGAUCAUCUGAAAAAUAAAUGCAAUACUCCACCAUUUCAGGAAAAUAAACGCAGUACGAGUAUUUAAUAUCCAAGCUACAUGCUCUAGAAUUUUAUUAAAUACCAUAUCUCACUAACAUGUUUUUUCCCCUCUGUGGUAAACUUGAAAUUUGCUGCUUUUCAACAAAUAAUAAUGAAUAUGUGUAGGUAGGCUUUUGAAAAAUAUUGUUAUCAUGUUUAAAUUUUUGCAAAUGUUUUAUGACAUAUUUAGAUGUUUAGAAGUAUGUUUUAAUAAUAGAACACCAGAUUUCCUCUGACGUAUAUUUAUAAUGGCUUACGCUUAAACAAAAUGUUUAAAUACUUUAAACAGUCCUAGGAGACUGUUAUUACAACUAACUCCUAUAUUAUGUGUUGCUAUUGCAGAUAAGCCAUAGUGUAAUUAAAAUUUCCAUUUAAGGUAAAAUUUGAAUAUUGAAUUAAAAUUUACUUUUAUGUAUGAAAUAAAUGAUAAUUAUCUCUGUCUCUCUAAA